AGCUCAAGGGACCGCCGCGCCGCGCGGGGCGAUUGGCGGCCGCCGCUGGAAGGGGGCCCGUCGGAUGAUGUUCCGAUCGGCCGGAUGGCUCCUGGCGUUCCCGCCCGCGCUGGUGCUGCUCAACUUCCUGUGGAGCGGGCCGUCAGAGACGGUACUGGAGGCGGCCGACGAGCGCCCACACGCGGCGCCGCUGGCCGAGCAGCUCCGAACCGCGGAAGAAGCGCUCGAGGCCUCGCCGAGCGCCGGCCGACCGGCGCUGCGGGCGCAGCGGCCAGCACCGGGCGAGGCAGACGUCGCGGGCGGCAAGUGGGAUUACCCCCGGGUGAGGAGAGAGAAUACGAGCGCGUCUUGGGCCGCAUCCGGGAGUCGCCCGUGGUCUACGAGCCCUUCCCUCACAUAGAAGUCCCCGAGCUGCUGUCGGACGAAUUCUACGCAGCCCUGAUGGCGGAGUUGCCCCCCGUCUCAGAGUACAAGCCAGCCGCGUACGCGGGCACCGCGCCGACCUACGAUGUGCUGGACACGGAGUCGUUCAACACGUCCACGCCCGUCGAGGUGCCAGAGGAGUGCCGGAAGAAAGACGGCGCGGACAAGCGAUGUUUUUUCAGGACUCGGCAGCUGCAUGAGGACGGUUUUACCACGGGUUUGGUCUUCAAAGCGGGCAAGAGCCUCGAAAGAAGAUAUCCGUUGUGGACCCGGAUGUAUGAGCUCUUUUAUUCGCUCAAUUUUACUAGGGCGUUGGUGGAGAAGUUCACCUUGGACGACGGCAAGGGCAUCCCGGCAUGGAAGCGGGCCAAGUGGAACCUCACCCACGGUUCUCUCAAGAAUUCUGCCGCUCUCAGAAUCGAGCCAUCCCAUUACCAUCUGGCCCCCCACGUGGACAUCAUGGAGAAGUUGAUUACGUGGCAGUUCUUUCACCCAGAGGACACUCCGAUUCGACUUCUCGCUCGCCGACCGGAGGGCUGGCACGUCGUUCUACAGGCCGAGGCCCGGCGUCCACAUGCGCAUCAACGACGCGCUGAACCCGCAAUGGAUGGACUACGACCUCUUCGAACAGGUGAGCGAGCAGAGGGUCCUGCCCAACUACUUCUUCUCCUUUGCGCCAGGGAGCAAAACAUGGCACGGCGCCUCCAUCGACCCACCGCAGCUCGUUGGCACCAGCGAGUACGCUCGACGGACGUUCCUCGGAUUCAUCACUGCAGGGGACACGGGCUUCCACCCCUUCCGGAAGCCGCAGGGCGACGUCUACUUGGACUGAUCAGCGCCAGGCCAGGCUCCGCCUUGUGACUGGCCAGCUUAGCGGCCUCCCUCGCGUGCGCCCUUCGCCCUCGCGUGUUCGUCCUUUUCCUCCCUCCUCAUCCCCCAUCCCCCUCCUCCUCUUCCUCCUCCUCCUCCAUGUCCCCAUCCCUCCCUGGUCUCUUCUCCCGUAUCCCUCCCUCCGACCUCCUCUUCGUCCUUCCUCUGUCUUCCAGAACCGCUCCUGGAUGCGGUGAUAAGGCCCCCGGAGACCGGGGCUGAGCAACCCGCGGUACGGCGAUUAGCUCCAGCACUGCAUACGUAAAGUUGCACUGCCGCCUCUUGCGCUCUCUGUCUCCCUUUCGCCCCACUCCUCCCCUCCGAAUGAACGCUGAA
Messenger RNA from Prorocentrum cordatum, 1629 nucleotides. NCBI's taxonomy places the organism in Eukaryota, Dinophyceae, Prorocentrales, Prorocentraceae. The record is from the annotation of a GenBank genome assembly.